Messenger RNA from Helianthus annuus (common sunflower), 1806 nucleotides. RefSeq lists its product as uncharacterized. The transcript has a single exon. Bases 1 to 1806 code for a protein of 601 amino acids. Gene Ontology annotation, biological process: DNA integration. NCBI's taxonomy places the organism in Eukaryota, Viridiplantae, Streptophyta, Magnoliopsida, Asterales, Asteraceae. Gene Ontology annotation, molecular function: RNA-DNA hybrid ribonuclease activity; nucleic acid binding. The record is from RefSeq and is a predicted model, not a curated record.
AUGCUAAAAGACAUACUCGAAACAUUUACUCGGCUCCGAAGCAUCAACAUGAAAUUAAAUCCGAAAAAAUGUACAUUCGGGGUAGAAGAAGGCAAGUUUCUCGGAGUCAUGGUCGGGUCAAAAGGCUUACGAGCCAACCCUGACAAGAUUGACGCUGUUCUUACAAUGAAGCCCCCAACAUCGGUUAAAGAAAUUCAGUCCUUAAAUGGACGAUUGGCUGCUCUCCAUCGGUUUUUGUCAAAAGCUGCAGACCGAUCGCUCCCAUUCAUGGACGUUCUCAGAAAGAGCUUUAGAUCAGAGUUUAAAUGGACGGGAGAGGCCGCACGAGCUUUCGAAGAGCUUAAAACAUGUUUGGGCACCUUGCCAACUCUCACCGUUCCAGAAGAAGAUGAGGUAUUAACGGUAUAUUUAGCCGCAUCGUUCGGAGCCAUUAGCGCGGUAUUAGUUGCCCACCGAACUGGAAAACAAAUCCCCAUUUAUUAUGUAAGCCGAACGUUAAAAGACUACGAAACAAGAUAUUCAAACUUGGAAAAAUUAGCCUUGGCCCUAGUCCAUGCUUCAAGAAGGCUUCGCCGAUACUUUCAGGCCCAUCCAAUUGAGGUACGAACGGACCAGAGAAUCCAACACGUUCUCCGACGACCCGAGGUCUCAGGCCGAAUGGCGAAAUGGGCGAUUGAGUUGGGCGCAUUCAACAUCACCUUUCGAACUAAAGGUCCGUUGAAAGGACAAGUGAUAGCGGAUUUUUUGGUCGAAAUACCAGAGGAGAAAGGAAUUGAAGAGGCAGAUAAAGCUCCAGAGAAGCCAUGGUCCUUGUAUACCGACGGUGCCUCUAGUGCCGAAGGAUCAGGAGCGGGCCUAAUUCUCACCGAUCCCGACGGAACGGACGUAACGUAUGCGCUCCGGCUAGAAUUCAAGAGUUCCAACAACGAGGCUGAGUAUGAAGCCCUCUUAGCUGGCCUACGCCUAGCACAGAGAGUCGGAGCAAAGAAUGUUAUAGCCCAUGUAGAUUCGCUGCUCGUAGCAAAUCAGGUAAAUGGAGAAUACGAGGCGAGGGAAGCAAACAUGAUCGAGUAUCUCGAACAAGUAAGGCAGGCAAUGGCUUCGUUCGAAGCAUGUAGGGUCGAGCAUAUCCCCCGUAGCAAAAACAAAAAGGCGGAUGCGUUGAGCAAGUUGGCAUCGGUAUCAUUCAGUCACCUAGCCAAAGAAGUAAGAGUGGAAGUUUUAGCUGCACCGUCAAUCGCAGCUCCGCAAGUAAUGCAGGUCGAAGCUCCACCACAAACAUGGAUGACGCCGAUAAUUAACUAUCUGGUGCAUGACGUUCUGCCAACCGACAAAGCGGAAGCAAGAAAGAUUCAGAUCAACUCCCUCCAGUAUCAGAUGCAGGAAGGAGGUUUGUACCGAAAGACCUUUCUCGGACCGUUGCUAAAAUGUCUGGACCCGGAGCAAGCUAGUUAUAUCAUCCGGGAAAUACACUAUGGCAUCUGUGGUAUCCACGCCGGACCCAAAAUGAUCGUAACAAAGGUAAAAAACGCAGGGUACUACUGGCCCGGGAUGCAUGAAAGCGCCGUUAAAGAGCUCCAACAAUGUGACGAAUGUCAAAGGCACGCACCAAUCAGCCUCCGAGCUAAAAACGAAAUGAUACCAGUAACCGCCGCAUGGCCCUUCCAAAAAUGGGGCGUUGAUAUCGUCGGACCUUUUCCGAGAUCAAGCGGAAGCGCUCAAUAUCUGUUGGUCGCGGUGGAUUAUUUCACCAAGUGGGUAGAAGCUCGGCCGUUUACAACCAUUUCCGGCUAUAAUGUAACAUGA